CAGGUAAGUCGUUAUUGACGCCGUAAAUUUGUAAUUGUUUUCUUUUUCUUAUUUUCUUUUGCGUGUGAAGUUCACGCUGGUCCUUCAAUACCUAUUAUUUGUCCUUUCCAAAAGGAGCCCCCCAAACAUUUGAUCCUUGCGAGCCCAAUAAAUCGAAUCGUCCUUAAAAUUUACAGUCUAUUUAACUAUCCAAAAGUGUUUAAUCGCAACCUUGGUUUGAAGUCCAUAGCAAGACGCAGAUAUUUCUGUUAAAAAAAAAAAAAAAACAUUGUUUACCAUUUUUUAUAACAACGCUUGACCAAGUAGCAUUCCUAUGACACUGGUGUCGAUUUCCAUUUGUCCGAGUAAUGUGCGGUUGCAAUAACCGAUAACCGGUCAGUUUUUUAACCCAUUGUUGUGACAGGUGACAAGACAUAACGUCAAUGUUUUGUUAUUGUUUACCUAACCCAAUUUUUGAUUGUUACCUUUGUGAUUUUGCCCAAUAGAAAUUUGAACUUUAACUCUUUGAUUGAUAAAAGUUCAUUUUUACCGACCAAUAUACCCUUUUGUGAUUCAACGUUAUUCCGGCGUUGUUUAUACCAGUGAUUUAUCCACAAAUCUUCCGAUUUGUUUGGAUACCCCAUUCCAUUAACGUUUAUUGUGGAACGUUAAAUUAUUAGUGCUUCAUUCCUUUGUGAUAUUCGACGUUAUUCCGGCGUUGUCUAUACCAGUGUUAUAUACACAAACCUAACGAUUUGUCUGGAUACCAAUUUCCAUUAAUUCCAUAUUGUGGAGUUUUAUUUAGUAUUUACCAUUCUUAGUUACCAUUAUGUCUACAAAUCAGCCAGUAGCAGCUAAAUUAAUAAAGAAGCGUCAGUCCUAUAUUAAACGAUUAGAAGCCAUAUAUAAUUUGGCUGUUGAGUGUCAAAACCAUCCUUCCAAGUUGAAUUUACUGAGAGCCCGCGCUGAGGAUUUCCCUAGUAUUUGUUCUUCUUUUGAGACUUUGCAUUUAGACAUUUUAGCUUGCUCUGAUGAUGACAAACAGGAUGAGCAACAUUCUCUUGGAAAUACCUUUGAUGAAAUGAAAUAUGUUGUUCAUUCCUUGCUUCGAGAGUUACUCCCUCCAGUAGAUGUUGUACCAAAAAGUGGCUGCAAAAGCAACAACCACUCCUUUAGUGAAUUGCCAAGUGAUGAUCAUGAUCAUGAUCUUGACCUACCUAGAAUUAAAGUCCCUGUCUUUUCUGGGAACAGAAGAGACUGGCCUGCCUUUUAUGAUCUAUUUCGAACCCUUGUCCAUGAGAAAAGAUCCCUUUCUGAUAUACAAAGAUUCCAACAUCUCCAAAUGGCUGUUCAAGGCGAAGCAGCUGAGCUUAUUAGAAACAUUGCCUUAACUGAAGCUAAUUAUCCUGUGGCUUUUAAUGCUUUAAUUGAGCGUUUUGAGAAUAAGAGAGCCCUAGCAACUGACUAUUGGCUAGCUAUAUAUAAUGCACCUCCAGCCAAAACUCACUCUGCCGGUGAUCUGAGAAGACUUAUCACUACCUUUUCCCAAAAUAUGGAGGCUUUAAAUUCCUUGCAAGGAAUUGAUUUGUGGGAUUUUACCAAAUUAAAUUUGCUAUUGCAAAAAAUUGACCCUUCCUUAAAAACCCGAUUUGAAAUUGAAUGCAGUGAUAAACCCAUUCCCAGAUAUGGAGAUUUGACUAGAUUUUUAAACAAAACAUGUAAAGCCUUGGAAAAUAGUGUCCUUCUUAAUGAGCCCAAAGUAGUAUCUCAAUCCAAUUCGAAACAAAAGGAAUCUUAUGACCCUAAUAGAUCUAAAAGAGUGGUUCCAGCCAAAGCUUAUAUGACCAAUACCGAGCAGAAAUGUUUGUUCUGCAACCUGAGUUCACACCCCCUUGUAAAGUGUACCAAGUUUAUUGAAGCAGAGGUUUCAGCAAGAUAUUCCUUUGUUAAACAGCAGCAUAUGUGUUUCAAUUGUUUCUCCAGGACUCAUAGUGUUCCUAGAUGUCUUGGAACCAAGGUUUGUAAAAUUUGUUCCAAGAAACACCAUACUUUGCUGCACUUCCAACCUAUCAAUGAUGUUCCCAAUGUUAGUGAAGUCAAGGAACCCCCUACUGUUAAUGCCACUUCUGUAGUGCCUUGCUUGACAAGUGUGCUUUCCCAUGAAGAACCUACUUUGUUUGCUACAGCUGAAAUAUCAGUGUACAAUAUUUCUCAAGAUUUGUUUCCUUGUCGUGCUAUGCUUGACUGUGCUAGUGUGGCUAAUUUUGUGACCUUAUCUUGUGUACAGCAACUUGCUCUACCCAUUACACCUAGCCAAAUUCCUAUUCAAGGCAUAAACAAUAUGUCUACAGCUUCGUCAUUAGGUACAGUUAAGCUAAAGGUUUUGUCCACAACUGGCCCAUGUUUGGAAUUUGAAGCAAUUGUUGUGCAUUCCAUUUGUGAAAAUACCCCAACCUUUCCAAUUAAUCCCUCCAAGUGGAAACAUUUGAGAGGUCUUGAAUUAGCCGACAAGAAUUUUGCUGUACCCCAUGGUAUAGAUUUGCUCCUAGGUGUUCCUUUGUUUUCUGAGAUUAUUCUCCCAGGUUUUAGGAAAAGUAUCAAUGGUAGUCCAUGUGCUAUUAAAACCAUAUUUGGAUGGAUUUUAAUAGGUGGCAAUAAUACUCCCACUAAUGAAUUUGUGUCAUUGUGUACCUAUGUGCCAAGUACCAUCCCAGUUGAAAGUCCUCUUGAUAUCAAUUUGCAUAAAUUUUGGGAGCUUGAGGAUGUUCCAGAUAAGGUUCUCUUGAGUCCUGAGGAACAGAAAUGUGAAGAUUUCUUUGUUUCCACUUGUUCUCAAAAACCUGAUGGACGCUAUGUAGUGCGUCUUCCCUUUAAGCAACCAGACAUUGACUUGGGUGAUACCAAACAUCAAGCCUUGAGACGUUUCAAUUUGUUGGAGAACAGAUUGAUUAGAAAUCCAAGUCUUCGAAGCUUGUAUAACGAUUUUAUGCAAGAUUAUUUGGAUCAAAACCACAUGAUACCCUGUACUUCCGCUGACAAUCUUUCAUAUUAUUUUCCUCACCAUUGUGUUGUCAAAGAUGACAGUGGAACUACUAAAAUUAGAGUUGUAUUUGACGGAUCCUCAAAAGGCUCUAAUAACCUUAGCUUAAAUGAUGUUUUAUUGCCAGGUCCAAAACUCCAAAACGAUAUUGUUACCAUUUUGUUAACCUUUAGAUUUUUCCCCAUUGUGUUUAGCACCGAUAUUCGCCAAAUGUAUAGAAUGAUCGGCAUCCAUGAACAAGAUUUAAAAUACCAAAAGAUUUUAUGGAGGUUUGAUCCUUCAAACCCUAUUCAAGAAUAUACCUUGUGUACUGUCACUUAUGGUCUAAAUUGUAGUCCAUAUUUGGCAAUCCGAACCUUACACCAAUUAGCCAAGGAUUAUGGAAAAGAAUUCCCCCUUGCUCGUGACAUUCUUUUAAAGUCAACUUACGUGGAUGAUAUAAUUGGUCUUGGUCAUUCAGUUAAAGGAAUCUUAGAACUUCAGAAGCAAUUAACAGAUUUACUCUUUUGCGGUGGGUUUGAGCUUCGAAAGUGGACCUCUAAUUGUAAGGAGUUGUUAUCCCUAGUGCCUGAAUCACAUCAACACAAUAUCUCCUUUAAUGACAAUGCCAAUUGUACCUUAAAAAUUCUGGGGUUACAGUGGAACCCAGUGUUAGAUGUAUUUUCCUAUUCAGUAAAACCAAUCGCGCGUGAGUGCACCAAAAGAGUUAUCUUGUCCGAAAUAGCCAAGAUUUAUGAUCCAUUAGGGUUUGUAGCUCCAGUUGUAUUAGUUGCCAAGUGCCUUAUUCAGCGUCUUUGGAUUCAAGGCGUUGGAUGGGAUGAAGUUCCUACUUCAGAUGUCGUUAGCCAAUGGCAAGUGUAUGUCUCCCAACUUCCUUUAUUAUCCUCAUUUGCGAUUCCACGUCACGUAACUAUUUCUGAUGCUGUUUGCACUGAAUUACAUGGUUAUUGUGAUGCAUCUUUGUUAGCCUAUGGUGGUGUCUUAUACAUGAGACAAAUUGAUUCUGAAGGUAACGUACAUGUAAAUUUACUAUGCGCAAAAAGUAAGGUGUGUCCUUUAAAGGUUCUAUCCGUUCCCCGAUUGGAGACAUGUGCAGCCUUGCUUCUUUCCAAUUUGAUGCAUUUUGUGAUUACCAAUUCUCCCAUUAAAUUUGACAGAAUCUAUGCUUGGUCUGACUCCAGUGUAGCCUUGUAUUGGAUUAAAAGUCAUCCUUCCCGGCUUAAGACUUUUGUAGCCAAUCGUGUUCAGCAGAUCCAAGAUAGAAUUCCUCCCAAUAGGUGGUUUCACAUCAGUGGUGUAGGAAACCCUGCUGAUUGCCUUUCUCGUAGUUUGUUGCCCAAGCAAUUGCUUGACCAUCCGUUAUGGUUCAAUGGCCCCCCAUGGUUAAAGUUGUCUCACGAACUCUGGCCAACCCCUUUAGAGUUCGAUCCAACGGAUAAUCCGAUUGCGCUUCAAGAAGAACGCAAAGUUACUUGUAAUUUAACCAUACCAGAAAAUUCAUGUGUUGUAAUUAGGCUGCUUGAGCGGUUUUCUUCCUUAAAAACUGUUCAACACAUCGUAGCAUAUUGUAUACGGUUCCGGGAUAAAGGUCUAAAGAAAAGAUCACUUCCCUUAUCCCAAGGUUUAAGUGCUGAUGAGAUAUAUCAAGCUACUUGUAUCAUUGUUAAAUCUGUCCAAGACAAAGUCUUUGUUGAGGAAAUUAAAUGCCUAAAAACCAAUUUAGCUACCCCUAAACCCUUUAGAAAACUUGCCCCGUUUUUGGACUCCCAUGGAGUCGUCAGGGUGGGCGGACGUCUGCGCCAUUCUGAUUUACCAUUUGAUGCCAAGCAUCCUAUGCUUCUUCCCAGAGAUCAUCGAUUGACCUCGUUAAUUAUUGAAAUGUUUCAUAAAGAUCAUGGCCAUCCUGGUCCCCGUCUUUUACAAUAUCUUUUAAGACAGCAAUUUUGGAUCUUAUCUAUUGGUAGAGCCGUAAAUUCUGUCCUAUCCCAAUGUUUUAGAUGUCAUAGAGUGAAACCAAUUCCGUUUUCCCCCUUCAUGAGUGAUAUACCCAAAGUUCGUAUUUCCCAAGUUAAACCAUUUUCACAGUGUGGAGUGGAUUAUAUGGGCCCCAUACCACUUACCAUGUCUAGGCGUAGAGGUGUUCAAAGCCAAAAGGGCUAUAUAUGUCUGUUUGUGUGCAUGGUUACCAAAGCCCUACACCUUGAAGUAGCGUCCGAUUUGUCCUCUGAAUGCUUUUUAGCGGCAUUUAGACGCUUUGUUUCACGUCGUGGCAGAUGCUCUGAUAUGUACAGUGACCAAGGCACCAAUUUUGUAGGUGCUUCCCGAAUGCUUUUGUCCUAUCUGCAGGGUUCGGCAGAAACGUUGCAUAUUCAAUGGCACUUUAAUCCGCCUUCCGCACCACACUUCGGAGGCCUGUGGGAGGCAGGUGUUAAAUCGGUUAAAGCGCAUCUUGCGAGAGUGAUAGGUCAACAAGUAUUAUCCUUUGAGGAAAUGUCCACUGUUUUGGCGCAAUGUGAAGCCAUUUUGAAUUCCAGACCACUCUGUGAGAUGAGUUCCAACCCCAAUGAUUUAGAGUGUCUGACUCCUGGUCAUUUCCUGACCAUGGAAGCUCUUACCGCUCCUCCUGAUGAGGCACUAAUCGAUAUCCCUUUUCAUCGACUGAAACGUUGGCAAUUGAUUCAGCAAUUGCACCAAAGCUUCUGGAAACGUUGGUCUUUGGAAUACCUAAAUCGAUUGCAACAACGCAAUAAAUGGACUCUCCCUGACCGUUGUCCAAAAGUUGGCUCUCUUGUCGUAAUCAAAGACAAUAACCAACCCCCUCUUAAUUGGCUUAUUGGUAGGCUGGAAAGGAUUUACUCCAGUCCCGAUAACGUUCCCAGAGUUGUGCAAAUUCGUACAACGAAAGGACUAUUGGACCGACCUCUAAUAAAGGAGUUUUGCUAUGGAAAUCCUUAUCAGGUGUGAUUACACACUUGACCUUUUAAGUUGCCUAAGAGAAAAAAUUGUAUUUUUUGGUGGGCGGAAUGUUUGGAAUUGGCAAAUUUAAAGGGUAUUUGAAUGCACCGCCAAUUUUGUUAGAAGUAUUGAUUAUUUUAAUUGACCAAUAACAAUCCAUAUCCGCGUGCAUGCGUCAAUGAUGGCUUGGACAGGUGCACGCUUCCUCCCGCGAGAGACGGGCUUUUUGAUCGGUACCAUCGUACGAUACGCAUCGAAACAUAGAAUAGCGUGUGUGUUGAGAAAACUGGCCGGCCAACCAUCUAAUCUACAGUUCUACAUAUACCAAUUCAUCGAGUGUCAGGUAAGUCGUUAUUGACGCCGUAAAUUUGUAAUUGUUUUCUUUUUCUUAUUUUCUUUUGCGUGUGAAGUUCACGCUGGUCCUUCAAUACCUAUUAUUUGUCCUUUCCAAAAGGAGCCCCCCAAACAACAUCAUUAACUGUAUUGUCCUUGGAUAGCCCGGAGAGGAAGAUCCAGGAACGGUUGUCUGCCGUGAUUACUCUUCUUACUUGGAU
Messenger RNA from Anthonomus grandis grandis, 6528 nucleotides. RefSeq lists its product as uncharacterized. Gene Ontology annotation, biological process: DNA integration. Bases 809 to 5983 code for a protein of 1724 amino acids. Lineage: Eukaryota; Metazoa; Arthropoda; Insecta; Coleoptera; Curculionidae. The record is from RefSeq and is a predicted model, not a curated record. Gene Ontology annotation, molecular function: nucleic acid binding. The transcript is spliced from 2 exons.